AUGCAAUUGAAUUCUACAACUGUUGAUGAACAAGAACAAUGUGAACAGCAAGGCGAUUCUGCUCGAAAAAGGAAAAGAGGUAAAACAAAGAUGCUAAGUGUACAUGGAAGGUGUGAGCGGAAAUUGAUCAUAGUAAAUGAGAACAAUCAACCUAUUGGUCCUACAAAAGAUGUUGUGGCAGAAUUGGGUAGUUUCCUUGUCACUUUAGCAAGGAAUGCGAGUCUUUGCCCUCUUGAUAUAUUUGAUUGGAGAAAAAUGGACACAAAAGAAGAUUUAUGGGCGUAUACCAAGGAGAAAUAUGAUAUUCCUGAUACUGCAAAAAAAUGGACUUUGGAUGCAAUUCAAGCUGCUUGGAGAAGACAGAAGAGCAAUUUGAAAGAACACCACUUUGACGCCUAUGCGAAUGAUGAAAUUCGAAUGCAAAAAAGGUCUGAAUAUAUUCCAGCAUCUCAAUUUAAGGAUCUCCUCAAAUAUUGGAACUCUGAAAAGUUCCAGAGAAUGUCCAAGACCAAUAUUGAGAAUCGAAAACAAUUGAAGAAUUCACACACUGUCGGCAAAAAAAGCUUUGCUAUAGUCCGCAAUGAAUUGGUGGAAAAGAGAAGAACACUUCUGACCCGUUAUCACUACGAGAGUUCUUUGUGGCUACAAGAUCAAGAAAACCUGGAAGGUCAUAGAAGGAUUCUGAUGAAGAUACAACUAGUAAAAUUGCUGAAAUGGAAAAAAUUGAAGCACAACAAAGUGAAGAUGGCAGCAGCUCUGUUAAUGCAUUUGCAGCCGUUUUGGGACCUGAACAUUCAGGGCGACUUAGAUUAUAUGGACGAGGGGUUACAAGAACUUCUUUGAAAGGAAAAAUGGGACAUUUUGAACCCUCUUCACAUGCUACAAAUAAUCUGGUCCAACAAAUGGAAGAGAGGAUGAUAAGAAUGUUUGAGGAACAAAAGGAACAAUUUGAGAGAUAGAAGGAAGAAUUUGAAAAACAGAAGGAACAAUAUGAGGAACAAAAGAGAAUGAUGCGACAAGAAAUUCUAGGAGAUAUUUUUGUACAGUUUCAGCUUUCAGGAUUGCCAAUUGAUCCUACUAUUUUAGCAACCUUGUGUGGUCGUUCAUGGGGAGAAGCUUCCUCCGCACAAGUAGCUAUUCAACCAAUCAAAAGGCCAUCUUUUGGUAGCAACAAUCAAGGUUAGAAUUUUUUGAGAUUAGUUAUAGAUUGGUUAAUUUUUAAUUUGUGCAAUUUAUGUAAUUUCUAUAAAUCAAGGUUAGAUCUCCCAGCUGUCUUCAAUUCUGUCAAA
Messenger RNA from Nicotiana tabacum (common tobacco), 1289 nucleotides. The record is from RefSeq and is a predicted model, not a curated record. Lineage: Eukaryota; Viridiplantae; Streptophyta; Magnoliopsida; Solanales; Solanaceae.